AUGUCUCUCUGCAAGCACUGCGUUUCUGGCGUUCGUCACGAAGGCACGCCCGAGGGCCAGACCAUCCUGAUCGGCGGUAUCGAGACUUACGUUGCGACCCCAUCCACCGACUACCCCAAGGACAAGGCAAUCCUCUUCCUCAGCGACAUCCUUGGCCUUAAGCUGCAAAACAGUCUGCUGCUCGCGGACGCCUACGCGCGCAACGGCUUCAAGGUGUACCUGCCGGACCUCUUCGCGGGCGACGCGCUGCCCGAGGCAGAGCUCAACAGCGGCGAUUUCGACCUCAUGGGCUGGCUGGGCAAACACCCCGCAUCGGAGAUCCCGGACAUUGUGCGCCCCGUGCUGAGCGCGCUCAAGGCGGAGGGCGUCACGAAGAUCGCCGCGGUCGGGUACUGCUACGGAGGGCGGCCCGCGUUCGACCUCGCCAUCAGCGGGGAGGUCAACGUCGUCGCGGUCUCGCACCCGUCGCUCUUGAAGAGCCCCGAUGAUCUCGAGACAUACCUGGCGAAGUCGAAGGCACCACUGCUGAUCAACUCGUGCGAGAACGACUUUCAGUUCGGAAAGGACGCGCAGGCGAAGGCGGACGAGAUCCUCGGAGACGGCAAGUUCGCGCCCGGAUACGAGCGCACAUACUGGGAGGGCUGCACACACGGCUUUGCCGUCCGUGGUGAUAUUAGCGACCCGAAGAUCAAGGCUGGGAAGGAGGGCGCGUUCAAAGCGACGGUCGAGUUCCUGAUCAAGCACUUGUAA
Trametes versicolor FP-101664 SS1 is the source of this 750-nucleotide messenger RNA. RefSeq names its product alpha/beta-hydrolase. Gene Ontology annotation, molecular function: hydrolase activity. The record is from RefSeq and is a predicted model, not a curated record. Lineage: Eukaryota; Fungi; Basidiomycota; Agaricomycetes; Polyporales; Polyporaceae. The transcript has 6 exons. Bases 1 to 750 code for a protein of 249 amino acids.